GCUAAAACGAGAUUUAAUGCUAUUUUUAAUUUUUACAAUAAAAAUAGUUAGUUAGGUUUAAUACCAGUUACCUGAACAGACAUGUUAAUUUCCCGUAAAUAGUGCGAUAUUAAAAAACAUACAAUUUAACCAGGACUAUAUUUUUUUAUCAAAGAAGCAUCAAGGCGUAUAAUAAUAUGGGUAAACUCAAUAAUGAACCAGACAAAGGAAGUGACCAACAAGAAAUUAACUACGUGCCUUAUGGAACAGAAAAGAUUCAGUUAAAACCUGAAAAUGACCCAAAACAAGUAGACACUUUGUAUAUGUAUUUUACAGUAUUAACAUGUCAGCUGAUAGUGUUUGUUGCAGGAGGAGCAGCAGUAUGGACGUCGCCUGCAAUACCGGAAUUAUUGUCAAACAACACAUACAUAAAUCCGCUCAAUCACCCUAUAACUUCUGUGCAAAUAUCCAUGCUGGUUGGAUUUCCAAAUGUUUUAGCAAUUGUGGGGUGUCUAUUUUUGCCCAAGCUAUCGGAUGUCAUAGGACGAAAAAGGUUUUUGCAAGUUAUGGCUAUUUUAAUCUUUGUUUCUGGUAUUUUAUUGGCAUUUAGUAGGGAAGUUAUCCUGUUAAUUACAGCUCGAGGUAUUUGCUGCUUAUUUUAUACAGCAGCGUUUACAGUGUUCACCGUAUACAUUUCAGAAAUAUGUGAGGAUUUUCAAAGAGCCAAGUUUGGAUGUUUUCUGGGAAUGUUUCAUCAAAUUGGUCAUUUCUAUUGCUACGUUAUUGGACCGUUUUUUAGCAUAAAAAUAUUAACAAUUUUAAUUGUGUUUCCUACUAUUCUAUUUUUUGUAAUUUCUUUUUUCAUACCAGAAAGCCCAACGUUUUGUUUACUAAAAAAACGAGAUGUCCAAUGUAUGAAGUCUUUAUCAAGAUUAAGAAAUCACAAGACUCAAAAAGAAUUAGAGUUAGAUAUGGAUAAAAUUAACCAAGUCAUUAAAGGAAGUUCCGAACAAAAAAGUUUAAAAUUUUUAUUUCAAACUAAAGAAAAUAGAGUCGGCUUUAUGUUAGGUUUACUUCCUUGUAUUGCGCAGCAAUCCUCUGGAAUAUCUGCAAUCAUGAUAUUUUUAGCACCAAUAUUUAAUUCAGCAGGAACUAGAUUUUCAGGAAAUCAUGUAGCAAUGAUAGUUGGUAUGGUAAAAAUUACUACUUUUACAUUUACUUCUUUUGUUGUAGAAAGGGUUGGCCGCAGAAGGAUGAUACUCUUUUCCUCAUUAGGAACAAGUUUGUCAUUGUUUUCCUUGGGUCUUUUCUUUUUCUUAAAACACAUUGAAUCGCCUCUAGUGGCUCAUCUGCAGUGGUUACCUUUUGUUUCAGUUAUCUCUCUUGUAUUUGUUUAUUCUUUAGGCCUUGGUCCCAUUCCAGUUGGUAUAAUGAACGAACUAUUUGCACCCAACUACAGAGCAGCAGCUUCAUCGAUUGUUAUGGCUUUAACAAUGAUCGUAGUAACCAUUAUAACAGCAGCCUAUCCGUUGGUUGCACAAAGUUUCGGUCCUCAUUGGUGUAUUUGGAUGUUCAGUUCGUUAUGUUUAGGUUUCUCACUAUUGAUGUUUAUUUACUUACCAGAAACAAAAGGUAUGAGUUUAAAAGAAAUUCAAGAAAUGUUAAAAAAAUAUUAGAUUUAUUGAAUUUUUAAAUCUUUUGUUUUAAAUAUUAUGUAAUAAAUCGUUACCAAAAAUUAAGAUCUACUAAGGAUAUAUUUGUUUGUGAUAUAUUUAAAUUAAAUUUUAUUAUAAGUUUAAAAACAAUUAAAGUAAUUAUUGUUUAAAAAAACUCUAUUCAUUUUUAAUAAAACACUAAAUAUUUUUUUACCACAAAACAAUUGGAAACAUACGUCACUUUAAACUAACGCUAAUGAUAUACAGAUAGUCCUAACAACAACAACAACAAUAAAGAUCAUCUCUUAGAAAUCAAUAGAAAGUGCAAUGUAAUAUCCAACAUGACAGUACCAAAAUAUCACCCUUGGGUCCAGGGUACCCAUGCUUGUACUUCUGGAAAUAUCUUCCCUCGUUGUUUCACUAAAAUACAGCGGAUGACUCAUAUUCUAACUCGGCUUACGACAGACUGAAUUUACAUAAACUGGCGACACACAUAAAUCACUCAUGCGCAUAUCACAUUGCAAUGAAUGACUCU
This is a messenger RNA of Diabrotica balteata, 2169 nucleotides long. The record is from the annotation of a GenBank genome assembly. Lineage: Eukaryota; Metazoa; Arthropoda; Insecta; Coleoptera; Chrysomelidae.